GGCCAGUGUUCGACAAUGUUUCGCGCCAGAGCCAGUUGGAGUUCAUUUUCAAAGCGAUUGAAGCCAUUGGAAACCAGAUCAUUUUGCUCCAAACCCCACAUUCAAACCAACAAGAGCAGCAACAACGGAAAGAUCAAUGGCGACAACAAGGUUGAUCCGGAUCUGAGCAGCUACCACGAGGCGUACAAGCAGCUGGAUAACUUGGACUUCAUGACCGCCUCCAAGAUCCUCUUCACUCAACCUUCAAAGAAAAAGAAAUUUGGGCUUGAUUUCCAUCUUGUGCAACUCUUCUUUGUUUGUAUGCCGUCUUUGGCUGUGUAUCUGGUGGCCCAAUACGCUCGUUACGAAAUGAGAAAGAUGGAAGCGGACCUGGAGCUGAAAAAGAAGAAAGAAGAAGAAGAGAAAGCAAAACAAAUAGAGUUAGAAGAGGCUGAAAAAAUUCAUGAAAUGAACCCGGAGCUUCAGGAGGUAAAAACAAGACUCGAUAAACUUGAGAAGACCAUGAAGGAAAUUGCUGUGGAAUCCAGAAAACAAUCAGGGACUGGUAAUAUAACAAAGAACUCUGAAAAGGGUGAAGAUGCUGUUAAAACCAAACAUGGGGUAAAUAUUGAUCCAACCAAGUCUAUGGAUGACCAUCUUGGUGGACAAAAAAUAGUACCCGCUCCAGUUUUGCCCAAAGAUUGUGCUAGUGAGUCUACAACACGAGAAGAUAGUAAGCAUCAUAACCAAGGUGAAGGAUCCUCUCUAGAUGACAAGAGAUGAGGAAAGCGCCUCUUAAUUAAUAUUACUGCCAUAUCCUGCGCAUGGUAAUUUUCCUUUGGUGAAGCUAGAGAAAUGAGAGUGAGCCAUGUUGCUGCCAAGAAUCCAAUGGUUCCAGGUUUUGUUAAUAAUCAUAUAUGGUGAAGCUGUAUCUUUGAUCAUUAACAAUGUAAAUGGUUAAUAGGUAAAGGAUCCAUGCCUAUUUUGUUAUGACAAUUAAUUACUUCAGGAUUAACAUUCAA
This is a messenger RNA of Cucumis melo (muskmelon), 1001 nucleotides long. RefSeq lists its product as uncharacterized. The coding region runs from base 16 to 762 and encodes 248 amino acids. Lineage: Eukaryota; Viridiplantae; Streptophyta; Magnoliopsida; Cucurbitales; Cucurbitaceae. The transcript has 4 exons. The record is from RefSeq and is a predicted model, not a curated record.